AAUCACUGGUCGCCUGCUCAUUUUGUAAAUGUUUAGGGAUUUUUAUUUUAUUUUAACGGUUAUUGGAUAUUCAAAUUAUGAAAAUUUAAGCUUAGGGUAUAGUUUAGCCUACCUGCAUCUUCCUCUGGCGAACUCCUAGCUUCCUCUUUCUCCGGCGAAAUUGAUGGAUACUGUAAAAGUGUGAUCUGCUUUUCACAGGAGGACCAUGCUACGCCAACUUCAUCAGAAAUUGUGGGGUAGAAAGGUGAUUGUUACCCGAAUGUAUAGUUCUAAAGAAUCAAUGGAAGACAAACUCGAUCCGCUGAAUAGGCUUUGUAAAAUUAUGAUGUCUUGUCCAAAAUUGGGCCUUGACACAGAGCUUGACCAAAGUGGGAUUAGGAUUUCAUCAGAGAUGCUUGACGAUGCCCUUAAGAGAUUUGAGAAUGCUGGAAUGCUUGCGUAUCGUUUAUUUGAAUGGGCUGGGAAGCAACAUAAUUAUGAACAUAGCACGAGAUCCUACCACAUCAUGAUUGAAUCUCUUGCCAAGAUAAGGCAAUAUCAGAUUAUGUGGGAUCUUGUAAAUAAGAUGAAAACCAAGGGAAUGCUUAAUAUUGAGACUUUUUGCAUAAUCAUGAGAAAAUAUGCUAGGGCGCAAAAAGUAGAGGAAGCUGUUUACACUUUCAAUAUCAUGAACAAGUUCGAUGUGCCCUCUAACCUGGCCGCUUUUAAUGGCUUAUUGAGUGCUCUAUGUAAAUCAAAAAAUGUGCGAAAAGCUCAGGAGAUUUUCGAUAGUAAGAAACAUGAAUUUGUUCCUGAUACAAAAACUUAUAGCAUAUUGAUUGAGGGGUGGGGAAGGGCUCCCAAUCUGCCUAAGGCAAGGGAAGUUUACAGGGAAAUGAUUGAGGUGGGCUGUAAUGCUGAUAUUGUGACUUAUGGGAUCAUGGUUGACAUCCUUUGCAAGGCUGGUAGGGUCGACAAGGCCGUUGAAAUUGUCAAGGAGAUGGAGUUCAGCGGUUGCAGGCCAACAUCUUUCAUUUAUAGUGUUUUAGUUCAUACAUAUGGGCUGGAAAAUCGGAUUGAAGAUGCGAUAGAUACAUUCCUUGAGAUGGAAAAAAAUGGAGUUGAGGCUGAUGUAGCAGUAUAUAAUUCUCUAAUUAGUGCUUUCUGUAAGGUAAAUAAAUUCAAAAAUAUCUAUAGGGUUCUAAAUGACAUGCAAUUGAAGGGGGUGACCCCGAACGCAAGGACUUGCAAUAUCAUUCUGAGUGGCUUGAUUGCUCGAGGUGAGACUGAUGAUGCUUUUAAGGUUUUCCGUAGGAUGCUCAAAAUUUUCGAUCCUGAUGCAGACACGUACACUAUGAUGAUUAAGAUGUUUUGCGAGAGGAAUGAGCUGAAGAUGGCUCAUAAAGUGUGGAAAUAUAUGAAACGCAAGCAAUUUGUUCCAGGCAUGCACACCUUUUCUGCAUUUAUUAAUGGGCUGUGCGACAAUGCUGAUGUUUCUAAGGCCUGUGUGUUGAUGGAAGAGAUGAUAGAGAAAGGAAUGCGUCCUGGUAGGAUGACAUUUGAAAAAUUAAGACAGUUACUUCUCAAGGAAGGGAGAGAAGAUGUACUUGAAUUCCUUCAGCUGAAAAUAAAUCUUAUGGUGAGGGAGCCCUUGUCUGAUUAAGAAACCAUCUGUAUUGAAUCUUUGAUUAUUCCUGAUUAUGAUUGCAAUUCCCAAAUCUGAGAUUUAGAGUCAGAAUAUCAAAGUGCCUUGAACUGCUUCAGAGCAGAAAAGAUUUCCAGAUAAGGACUUCAUCAGUGAGACUUAUUCGGAGCGCUUAGCAAACUUUAAGUUGGGAAAAUAAGGCCAGUCCUCGUAAAAUACUAGAGUGUAGAAAAGGUAUAGAGUAUAAUACAACUCUUAGCUUCUCUUUAUUGCUGCUUAACUUGGUUUCUCUAACUAUAUUUACCUCUUUUGGGUGCAGUUAGUUCCUUUCCUUUUUCAGAUAACUUAUAAAAGAAACUUUAGCAAAAAAAAGAUGGUUCAUACAAGUGGACUAAAAGCCAAGCACAAGGUCAGAAUGCAUGUAACGAUACAGUUAGUUUUGGUCCCUUCUAUCUAUCUGCUAAUGCAUACCAUGGUUCUGGUGGGUUAUUAGUACUCAGAUCUGCAUAUCCCAUCUUCUGCAUGUGUUAUUUCUCUGCUGGAUGUUUUCUUGAUUUUUCAUUCGCUUUUUCUGUAUUAUGAUGAAGGAAAAAAAAGAAGAAAGAACAAAAACCAUCUCACUUUGAAAUUUGAGUUAAGACACAUAAGAAAUGAAGCUUCAUACUAAAAUUAAUGUAUUUAUAUUUCACAGUGGAGCGCUCUCGUAAUUUGUUUCUUUUCUCCUGAAAACUUUAAUUUACCCCUUUUUCUAAAUCGUCAAAGGUACUUUUUGAAUGUGUCUUACCACUUCUUGUUCUAUUGGUUCCGCGAACUCAGUUUCUGCUGCUGCUGCUGCGAAUUCUCUUCUUCACAUUUCCUCUAUGCCUUUUCUCAUUCUUUUUUCUGUCGAGGAUCUUCAAUCUGUAUAUAUGUGCUCAGCCAACAUGGGACUAGUUCAGUGCCUCUUGCAAACGAACUAAUGAAAGAGGUGAAAGAACUGAACGAACUAAUGAAAGAGGUGAAAGAACUAACAGAGGACAAAAUCUUCUGCCAAGGUAUAAUCCUGCUCUAAUUUUUUUCUUCUACUUGGUACUUGAUACGGUUGAUGUACUUUUGUCCUAGUCUCAGCCUUGACUUCUUCUAUCUGCCAGCCUUCUUUUUCCUGUCCUUUUUAUUCUUUCCACCCCUACUCUCUCCUUCUCUACUGAUCUUGUCUGGUUGCAAAUCAGCAACACUACAAUUGUACAGCUAGAUCAUUCGUGAAACAAACUACCGACAGUAUAAAAUUACUAACAAAUCUAGUAAAAACUAAUAUAGAAGAAUAUCAAAGAACCCAAGAUAUAGAAUAUAUAGAAUAUAUAUUAGAAAGCUUAAAAGAAAUAAUUAGACUAAUUCCACUACAAAGAGAAUAUUAUGAAAAAGCUUUUACAUUUGACUAAAUUAUAAAUGAAAUUAAAUAAAAAUAGAAAGGACACUAAAAAUAAAGAAAGGACACUAAAAAUGGUAUCAGAGCUAUAGAUUAAAAAUGAACAAAGAAGAAUUUGCCAUAGACGAAAAAACAUAUGAAAAUCAAGAUGGAUUGAAAAUAAAAAUAAUAUUUUCAAAUUUAGACAGAAGAUAUAAAAAGAUAGGAGACCAAUUAUACCUAAUGAUAGAAAAAGAAACAGCAAGAUUAGAAGAUAGUUUAACAGCUAUGACGAGAAUAAGUAAAGAAAAUGAAGAAAUUGAUAAGAAAAAAGAAAUAGAAAUUAUUAAAAAUCAAGCAAACAGGGAAAUACAACAAUUAGAAGAAACUAAAAACACAAAAAUUAUAGCAUUAGAAAAAGAAUUAAACAUGUUAAAAGCACUAUAUGAAAACAAGCAAAGAGAGAAAAAUAAAGAAAUAGAAUUAACAGAUGAGAUAAAUAAAUUUAAACAAAUAUUACAACCAGAAGAAAUUCCCAGAAUUGAUGAAAUAGAUAGAAUUGAAGAAAUAGAUAACAAUAUAAAUGACCAAAAGUCAGAAUCAAGUGAAAUAAGUGAAACGUAUACAGAACUCUUAGAAAAUAUAGAAAAAAUAAAAAAUGUAGAAAUAAAUACAGGAGAUGUAAAUAAGGAUGAAAAGCAUAAUAAGUGCAAUAAAAGGAAAUCUCAUAUAUCAAAAAUUCAAAUUCAUAAUAAGUGCCAAUUAUUCAAUAGCAAUAAAUGAUAGGAAUAUAGAUAAAUCAUUAGUAUUAUACUGGAAAAUGUCAGGAAUAGAAUUAACACCUGGAAGUAAAAUAUUUACAGCUAGAUGUAAAAAUCUAUACGUCUUAACAACAAAAUAUAAAAUAGUAGCAAAAAAUAAAAUUAAUAAAAUUAAAAUAGAAAACCCGUUUAGGAGUGGAAGAUGUGAACUGUUUUCUCACAUCAGUUAAGACUCAUAUUAUUCGUGCAAGCACCUCGGAAGGCCUAUCUCUUGACAACCCUGUCAGUAGAUGGCCGUGGCUGACCUAGUCCAUUCAAUUAACUAGCUCGAGGGAAGAACUGCUGAGAACAAGCAAAGAAAGACGCUGAGAUUUGAAAAUGAGCUACCACCCCGACCUUCCAGAACAUAACUCUGAGGAUAUGGCACACAAACCUUUUGUAUACUCAGUUUUAAUUUUAAAAAGCUGCGCUUUUGUUUCCUUCCUCUCUAGCUAGCUAUGUCUUGUCUCCGUUGAUAAGCUUGGUAUACAGGUAGGAGAGAUCACUCAUGAAACCAAGAUACUCGACCCUUAUCGUACCUUUCAGCCUCAUCGGAACAGGCAGCACUUGAACCGGAAGGUGAUAAUAUUGAACAAAUGGAAGUCUGGCCUCUAUUCCUUUUGAUGAUUUAAGCAUGUCCCUAUGUCCUAUGUAUAUAUGCAUGCAUGUAUUGUAAAUGUGAAACAACAUUUGAGUAUGACUCGUAUUAAACGAGUUUCGAUCUGA
This is a messenger RNA of Nicotiana tabacum (common tobacco), 4534 nucleotides long. RefSeq names its product pentatricopeptide repeat-containing protein At1g77360, mitochondrial. Gene Ontology annotation, molecular function: protein binding. Lineage: Eukaryota; Viridiplantae; Streptophyta; Magnoliopsida; Solanales; Solanaceae. The record is from RefSeq and is a predicted model, not a curated record.